Prorocentrum cordatum is the source of this 1438-nucleotide messenger RNA. Lineage: Eukaryota; Dinophyceae; Prorocentrales; Prorocentraceae. The record is from the annotation of a GenBank genome assembly.
CGAGAGUGCAAUCAUUCACUGUCUGUGACCCACGGUGGCAGCUACUCCUUUGUAGGAUGGAGCUGGUUUCGGAUACUGAUGACGCCCCGCUCUGUAGCCAUUUUGGCUCAAGCCGCUUUGGCACGGGACCCGGGCUUCUUGCAACGGGCACAGGGCGCCGCCCGCCUGCUCGGGCAUGCACCACCAGCGGCCGCCGCGACGCGCUCGCGGUGCCGCCCUUGCGCUCGCUGCCGCAACCGCCUGCCUGGCCAGUCUGGCGUCCAUCCAGCGCUGCCGCGGCGCGGGCGCCUUUGCGCGCGCCAGUGGCCGCCGACCGCUGCUCCCUAUGGCCCUGGCGGCGGCCGCCUCUGUGCUGGCCCCAGUGCCCGCUCCGGCCGAGCAGCCUCCUGCGGCGGAGGCGGAGGCGCUGGGCAGGGCGCUGCGGUUGCUGCAGAGCGGCAGGGCGCGCGACCUGGAGGAGGCGGAACUGCUGCUGGGCGGCGCUGUGGGGCGGUGGCGGUUGCUGGGGCGCCCACGGUCGGAGGUCGCGCAGCUGCUGCUGCUCCGCGCAAAGGCGCGCCAGGAGCGCAACGAACUCGCGGGGGGGACGCUGCGAGAGCUGCUGGAGGGCGCCCGCGAUGACUACACGCAGGCUAUUGCUGAUAUGCGUGCGGACACCGCUCUUGCACCCGUCCGCCCAGACGGCACCGCGGAGUAUCAGGAGUUUCCUGAUGCCUUCGUUCGCAGAGGGCUGGCCAGUGAGGGCCUGCAACAGUGGCAGAGUGCGGUCGACGACUACACCAUGGCAAUCGAGCUGUGGGGUGGCGUCUCCAACGACUUCAGGAACGGGGAGUUCUCGGAGGGUGGCCGGCUCGGCGUGAACCCGUUCGUCCUGAAUUUUCGCGGCAAUGCCUUGAGUCGCCUCGGACGCUACGCGCUGGCGGCCGAGGACUACAGAGCGGCGGGCCGCCAGUUCGGGGCCACGUCCGAGCGCACGGCCCUCGCGACGUCCCUCUCCAACGAGGCCCUCGCCCGCUUCGGCGCGGGGCAGACUCAGGAGGCGCAGGCGAUCAUGGAACGCGUCCGGCUGAGGGACCCCAAGAACGUGGACGCGCGCGCGGUGCUGGCCGCGGUGUACUGGAGCCGCGGCGAGAGAGACCGGGCCGAGAGCGAGUGGCAGGCAGCAUGCUCCCGCCUCAGGCCCGUGACAGCGAGCAGGGGCUGGACGCGUGCUCGCGCUACAAGGACCCGAAGAGGAGCAGAUAAUCAGCACUGGGCCAUCGUACCUCAGCCCCACCAGCCCAACAUCCUAGUUGGGGAUCUGCCUCGCAAAACCCUAAGGAACGUGCAUAUAUGAUCCAGGGCUCCGCCCAUCCCUCUCAUGGUGAUGCCUUCGGCCCCCCCCGCGCGAUGCCUGGUGUGGGCGUGGCGUGGUGGGGGGUGGACGUGAGAGGGAGGG